CACGGUGGCUAAGAUUUCCUUUUUCCUCUAUAUCGUCGGUCGCGGGGGGUGGUUUCGGGUCGGAGGAGCUCGGUCCGAAGCGACAGAGGCAAGGAGAAGAGGAGGUCGAUAUCGGGAUCAGAUCCGAUCAGCCAUGAGCCUCUUCGGCCUCGGAAGGAACCAGAGGACUUUUCGACCUAAAAAAAGUGCGCCAUCUGGUAGUAAGGGAGCCCAACUCCGGAAACACAUUGAUGCAACUCUAGGUAGUGGAAACCUAAGGGAAGCAGUAAGACUCCCACCUGGGGAGGAUUUGAAUGAAUGGCUUGCCGUCAACACUGUUGAUUUCUUCAAUCAGGUGAAUCUGCUUUAUGGUACACUUACAGAGUUCUGCACACCUGAGAAUUGUCCUACAAUGACUGCAGGUCCAAAGUAUGAAUAUAGAUGGGCAGAUGGUGUACAAAUAAAGAAGCCUAUUGAAGUGUCAGCACCGAAGUAUGUGGAGUACCUCAUGGAGUGGAUUGAAGUUCAGCUUGAUGAUGAGUCUAUAUUCCCUCAAAAGAUAGGUGCACCUUUCCCUCCAAACUUCAAAGAAGUUGUAAAGACACUUUUUAAGCGUUUGUUUCGGGUUUAUGCCCAUAUAUACCAUUCGCAUUUUCAGAAGAUUGUCAGCCUUAAGGAAGAAGCACAUCUUAACACCUGCUUCAAGCAUUUCAUUCUUUUCACAUAUGAGUUUGGCCUAAUUGACAAGAAGGAACUUGCGCCACUUCAGGAGCUUAUAGAAUCCAUCAUUGUUCCAUAUUAAAUUUGUAUAUUCAGGGACGUAUAAAAUGCUGUUAAUUUUAAAAGCUAAGUUAUCGUCUCUGUAAUUUUAAAGUGUGUUGAUGUAUUCUUGAAUAAAUGCUAACCAUUAGCACAUAACUCUCUUCUCUCCAAAAAAGAAAAAAAGAAAAAAAAAGAAGCUUAUUUAGA
Molecule: messenger RNA, 948 nt
Organism: Musa acuminata AAA Group (dessert banana)
Lineage: Eukaryota; Viridiplantae; Streptophyta; Magnoliopsida; Zingiberales; Musaceae
Product: MOB kinase activator-like 1A
Exons: 7
Coding region: 134-781 (215 amino acids)
Biological process (GO): positive regulation of protein phosphorylation; signal transduction
Cellular component (GO): nucleus; cytoplasm
Molecular function (GO): protein kinase activator activity
Source: RefSeq, a predicted model, not a curated record